Molecule: messenger RNA, 1478 nt
Organism: Oncorhynchus gorbuscha (pink salmon)
Lineage: Eukaryota; Metazoa; Chordata; Actinopteri; Salmoniformes; Salmonidae
Product: THUMP domain-containing protein 1-like
Exons: 5
Coding region: 360-1391 (343 amino acids)
Biological process (GO): tRNA modification
Molecular function (GO): RNA binding
Source: RefSeq, a predicted model, not a curated record
CUGCUCACAACACUCGCGUGUUUGAAUGAAGAAAGGAGCCCACGAGUACCUUCAGGCUCAACUCGAGAAGAGUACUAUAAACGUUGACUUGUAGCUCUGUAAUUUAGCAAAUUAAACGAUACAUUGUUAGCAUUUAAUCCAACGUGUAGGAUCAAGGAUUGAGAUUUAGUACAGUAGCUAACGUAAGCAAUCCCGGCUCGUGUCGUUUGUUGUGCUUGCAUGUUAGCUAGCUAGCAAAUUCUGCUAUACUUGCUAGUGCCAAACAAUAAACCAGAUAGUUCAUGUUAUCCAGGUAAAUGUGUUUUUUUUUCUCUAACAGUUAACAAACUAUUAUCCAGGAGUCCUGUAUAUGAUCAAAUAUGUCCGAGGCACAAGACUUGAGAAAGCGCAGUAAGAAACGCUAUGGCGGCGGACACCGGAGUAAGAAGUACAAGGGUUCCCGGGAGCUCGAGGUGGGCAUGCAAGGUGUCCUCAUCACCUGCAAUAUGAACGAGAGGAAAUGCACCGCGGAAGCUUUCAACCUGCUGAACGAAUACGCCGACCAACUCUAUGGACCUGAGAAUUUUAAGGAACCAGAGGAGAGCACUAGUGAGGAAGAGGAGGAUGAAGAUGUGGAGGCGGCUCUGAAGAAGGAGGUGAAGCAGCUCAAAGCGUCGUCGGGGAAACUGCAGCGGCGCUUCCAGGCCAUGGACAGCGGGGCCAACAAUGUCAUCUUCAUCAAGACCAAGAACCUCGACCCUGAGAAGCUGGUGCAUCACAUCCUGUCAGACCUCCACAUCACCAAAAAGAACAAGUCACGAGUCAUCCUCAGAAUGCUGCCGGUGAGUGGAACGUGCAAGGCGUUCCAGGAAGACAUGGAUAAGUACCUGAGUGUGUUCUUAGAGCCGUGGUUUAAAGCCCCCAACCAGGGCAGCUACCAGAUCGCCUUCAAGGCCCGGAACAGUUCCCACAACAAGAGGGAUGACAUCAUCAAGGCCCUGGCAGGCCUGGUGGGGAAGAUGAAUCCUAAAAACAAGGUUGACCUGACCACCCCUGAGCUCACCAUCAUCGUCGAGGUCAUCAAGAGUGUGUGCUGUGUCAGCGUCGUCAGGGACUACACUCUAUACAGGAAGUACAACCUGCAGGAGGUUGCCAAGAAGGAGGGGCCUAAAGAUGGGAAACAGGAAGAGGUCACCACAAACCAGGAAGAGAUCAAGUCGAACCAGGAAGAGAAGGAUGGGAAACAGGAAGAGAUCAAGUCUAACCAGGAAGAGAAGGAUGGGAAACAGGAAGAGAUCAAGUCGAACCAGGAAGAGAAGGAUGGGAAACAGGAAGAGAAGGAUGGGAAACAGGAAGAGGGAAAGGAUGCCCCCAAAACAGAGAGGGAAGGAAAGGGGGAGGAAGAGAAGUAGAUCCCUGUACCAGGAGGGAGAGAAGAGGGAGGAAGAGAAGUAGAUCCCUGUAGCAGGAGGGAGAGAAGAGGGAGGAAGAGAAGUAGA